This is a messenger RNA of Durusdinium trenchii, 1380 nucleotides long. Lineage: Eukaryota; Dinophyceae; Suessiales; Symbiodiniaceae. The record is from the annotation of a GenBank genome assembly.
AUGCCGCCUCCGGAAGUCUCGAUCAUUUUGCCGGUCUACAAUGCCGAAGCCUUCUUGGAUGAGGCUUUGGAGAGCAUCUUGCAGCAGAGUUUUCUGCAAAAGGGAGGCCUUUUGGAGGUCUCCGCCUUCGACGAUGGCAGCAGCGACGGCAGCGCGGCCGUGCUGCAACGCUGGGCCGAGCGGCUCACCGCGGCCUUUCCGGAGACCUUCACCUUCACCUCCGGCGCCAACGAGGAGCGCCUGCGCGCCGCCCGGCGGGGCGAGGCGCGUGCCGAGGCCUAUGCAGAGGAGGAGCGACCCAGUCAGGACCCACCGAGCCGCCGCCCCAGUCCGGACCGCUGCAGCUUGUGUGCUCGGGCGACGGCUCCCGAAGCCUUGCAGCGGAAGAAAGCCAAUGGCGCUGGUUACUGCGAGAGCUGCAGGCAGCUCUCGAAGGAGGAGUGGCAAGCCAAGCGCCGCGAAGCCUACGAGCGCCGCACCGGCUUACGCCGCGGCGGCGCUCCCGCCGCAGGCGAAGGCGGUGCGCAGCGCGCGCAGAGGCCGCAAGGAGUGCCGUGUGGCAUUGGAUUCGCUUGCAACAGCGCCAUCCGCCAAAGUCGCGGGACCUUCCUUUGCCGUUUUGAUGCCGACGACGUGAUGCACCCCGAGCGCGUGGAGCGGCAGGUGGAGGCCCUCCGCGCACAGCCACCCGAGCUGCGCGAGCGCACGAUCCUGGGCACCGGCUUCGUGCGGAUGCCGGAGGAUGCCACUCCCCGCUACACGCAGUGGCUCAAUGACAUGACGGAGGAGCAGCUGAUGUCGCAGCGUUUUCGAGAAGUGACACUUCUACACCCCACCUGGAUGUACCACCGUCGUGUGUGGGAGACCGUGGGUGGCUACACCCACGACACCACCGUGGGAGAAGACAUCGUCUUCUUCCACCAGCACCUGGAGAAGGGUGGUCGCUUGCUGAGGCUUCGGGAGCCGUUGUUGCACUACCGGUGCCACCCGGGGCAGCGCUCCUGGCGCCUGCCACGGAGAGAGGUCCAGAGUGCCAAGGCCGCGGCCUUCGAGCGACAAGUCCUCAGCACGCAGCCCUGGCGCGAGGGCUUCGGCGUGGUGGGCGCCGGCCGCGAUGCCCGCGACUUCUGCAAGGCCUUGUCACCAGAGGCCCUGCGAAAGGUCCGCGCCUUCUACGAGGUGGAUCCCAAGAAGAUCGGCAAAAGCAUCGCGUUCCCCUUCGCCGAUGGCACGCACCAGGUCCCGGUGUUGGAACAACCGAAGCUGCAGAUCCCCUUUGUGGUUUGCGUGGCUUUGGAGCGUGGAUACCAGGUUUUGAGCGCCAUCGCUCGAGAUCAACCAACGGCGCAGGAGGGAGUGGACUAUUUCCACCUGGUGUGA